Messenger RNA from Aspergillus eucalypticola CBS 122712, 1153 nucleotides. RefSeq lists its product as uncharacterized. Gene Ontology annotation, biological process: proteasome-mediated ubiquitin-dependent protein catabolic process. Gene Ontology annotation, molecular function: protein binding. The record is from RefSeq and is a predicted model, not a curated record. Lineage: Eukaryota; Fungi; Ascomycota; Eurotiomycetes; Eurotiales; Aspergillaceae. The transcript is spliced from 3 exons. Bases 86 to 886 code for a protein of 266 amino acids. Gene Ontology annotation, cellular component: cytoplasm; nucleus.
CUCUUCACCAUGUCCUCUGCCAAUUACGUAUGCGUCCUGACAUGCCGUGUGUGCCGCGUGGUUGCCUGGUUUUAACAGGAAGCAGAUGUCUCCCUCUUCCUCGACGACGCCAACAUGGCAUCAGUUCGAACGGAAGGUCGAGGAGGUGAAACCAUCCAAAACUGAUAUCAAUUAUCUAGUCAUGGAUUACCUAAUCACCAACGGCUACCCAGCUGCUGCGAAGAAAUUCGCACUAGAGGCCAACAUCCAACCUAGAGCAGAUAUCGAGUCGAUUCAGGAAAGAGUUGACAUUCGUACUGCAAUUCAUUCUGGGAAUAUCCAAGUUGCCAUUGAGAAGAUCAAUGAGCUCAACCCACAGAUCCUAGAUGAAAAUGCUCCUUUACACUUCGCCUUGCUGCGACUGCAGCUGGUGGAGUUGAUUCGCUCAUGCACCUCUUCCCCCGAUGGCGACAUCAGCCCUGCCCUUGAGUUCGCGACCUCGCAACUCGCACCGCGGGCACCCACCAACCCCCAGUUCCUCGAGGAUCUUGAGAGGACUCUUGCGCUCUUGAUCUUCCCGAUGGAUAGCCUGUCCCCGUCACUUGCCCCUUUACUACAUCCCGACCUUCGUAAGGACAUAGCCAACCGCGUCAACGAAGCCAUCCUGCUGAAUCAAGGCGCUCGUAAAGAGGCCCGGCUACGCAACCUGGUCAAAUUGCGCGCGUGGGCCGAACAGAAAGCCCGGGAGGCUAAGAAGGAUAUACCCGAGAAGCUGGACCUCGGACUGGGCGAUAACCCCAACACCCACAACAGUAAUCCCUUGGCCAGUUCGACCAGUGCCAGCCACAAUGGCUCUAACGACACCGUAAUGACCAAUAAUGGGGAUAUCGACCCCAUGAUCUCAUAAAUCCAGGCUUCGAUCUGUGAUCACCUGGUACAUAAUAUUUCCAUUUCACGUAUCACCAGACGAAUUUCUUCGUUCACCAUUGAGCACGGCGUUUGGGUGCAGGCUACCAGCAGGUGUCAAAUUCAACGGCCCUCUUGUAACAUCUACGGUUCAAUAUCGGGAUACAUAACAUAUUAUGACUUGACAUUUGGUCUCCGCCGACAGUUUUGUGUGCAGAACGGAUUGAAUUUUAGCAAUCGAACAGACCCAAGAGGUUUUUCAAUUGGC